This is a messenger RNA of Linderina pennispora, 2469 nucleotides long. Its product is annotated as DUF590-domain-containing protein. NCBI's taxonomy places the organism in Eukaryota, Fungi, Kickxellomycota, Kickxellomycetes, Kickxellales, Kickxellaceae. The transcript has 5 exons. Gene Ontology annotation, cellular component: cortical endoplasmic reticulum. Gene Ontology annotation, molecular function: chloride channel activity. The record is from RefSeq and is a predicted model, not a curated record. Bases 32 to 2407 code for a protein of 791 amino acids. Gene Ontology annotation, biological process: chloride transmembrane transport.
CUUCGCUUUACUCUUUUCAGCACGCGCAACGAUGAACAGCACCGGCAGCAGCGACGCGCGAGAGCGCCCUCCGCUAAAGUUUCUGCAGUACUGGGCGAUGCAGCGUAUGAACACGGCCAGCGACAGCUCAGCAACAACUGAUGUCUCAGUCGAACAGCAGCAGCAGCAGCAGCUGCCUGGAUUCGCCGACUUUGUCAUCUCGUUUAAAUAUACGGCGCCCUCCGGUGACAGUGUUUUGAAGAAGGCGCGCAACCGGUCUGAGGGGCAGCGUGCAGCCGAGGAGAAGCGCGCGGCCAAGGCCGACAAGGUUUCUGACGCCCUAUCCGAGCUGGUCCAGCGCCUGACCCGCGCCGGCCUCGACGUUGAGAUCCGCGAGGCCCUGGCGGCAAAGAGGGUGCAGACAGUAGGAGACAGCCGAAUCAGGACACCUGCUGCUGUUUAUCCGGUGCCCGCGCGAGACGCUGCUGCAAGAGUGGCGGACCGCUCCAGGCAGCCGACCCCUUCGAGGUUGACCCAGAGACGCAGGACGACCCCUCGAAGCUGCUACAGGCUGGGCACAGCACAGGCCGAGUGCAUGUCGCCGUCAGAGCGGCAGCGCAUUGUGUAUAAGCUCAUUGUUGGGCCAGUUGAGGAUGGCUGUGCCGACGUCAAUCCAGAGCGCGAGCGGUGGGUUGAGUGCGUGUUCCCGUUGCAGGAUCGCUCGUUCAACAAGGAGUGGAUCAAGCACUGGUCAUCCAAAUGGCUGAUCGAUCGCCACGACCUACGCAGUAUCCGCCACCACUUUGGCGAGGAGAUCGCCAUGUACUUUGCUUUCCUCCAGAGCUACUUCCUGUGGCUGGCGAUUCCAUCGGCAGUCGGGGUCCUGGCAUGGCUGUUUGGCUGGAGCUUCUCGUGGCAGUUUGGCAUUGUCAUCGUACUGUGGAGCGUCAUCUUCACAGAGACCUGGGCCCGCCGCGAGUCCGACAUUGCCACCUACUGGGGUGUGCAUGGUGCCGAGAAAGGCUGCCUCGAUGCGUCGCCCGCAGUUCCGCCCCGACCGAUUCCCUACUUUUCUGUCGGGAAGCGCUGGUUGCGUCGGAUGCUCAGCGUGCCGGUGACCAUUGCGCUGGCGCUGGUGAUGGGAGCCUUUGUCUCCAUCAUCUUCGCUGUGCAGACCUUUUUGGGCGAGUAUUAUAACGGACCGUUCCAGACCCUACUGGGGCUAACACCCGUGGUUCUGUUCUCGCUGUGUCUGCCGCUCUACACGGCGCUGUGCACCCACAUAGCCAAGCUGCUGACCGAGUACGAAAACUACGAGUACGAAACCGAGUACACCGCACAGUACACAACCAAGGUCUUUAUCUUCCAGUUCCUGCAGGACCACCUCUAUCUAUUCCUGACAGCGUGGGUGUUUGUGCCGUAUCAGGAUACGUUUGAGCAUCUUCUGCGCAGCGUCUACCUCUUGAUCACCGAGCUUCCGCCCUGGCUCACUCCUUUCCUGGCGCGCGAGAUUGAAAAGCAUAGUGGGCGACUCGCCAUGGUGGCUAUCAAGUCUAGCUCGACUCCGGCAGUGGCCAAGAUCCAGGAUCUGCUGACCUCGUUUAUUGUCACCGGCCAGAUCGUCAACCUGAUGACUGAGACUGGGCUGCCGCUAAUCAUGCGUUGGUGGAGCACGCGUGCGCUGAAGAAGGCCGACAAGGAGCCCAGCAGCACCAACAGCAGCACCAACAGCAGCACCACUGCUGUUGCAGAUCUAUCCGAGAAACCGCACUCGAGCAUUCUUGGCAACACACUGACACGGGCAUCGACUGGCGGAUUCGAUGCAUGGGCAGAUGCUAGCCAGUUCAUCGCCAAUGUCACAUCCGAGGUGGAGCUACCCGAGUACGACACCUACGGCGACUAUGCCGAAAUGGCGUCGCAGUUUGGCCGCGUAACAUUUUUCUCGAUUGCGUGGCCGCUGGCGCCGCUGGCUGCCUUCUUGAACAACUGGCUGGAGCUGCGUACGGACGCGGCCAAGAUUUGCGCGACGACGAAGCGGCCUAUUUCGCGAAGGGUAGACACCAUUGGCCCUUGGCUCACGAUGCUGCGUUUCAUGUGCUGGCUGUCCUCGAUCACCAACGCGCUGCUGAUCUACCAGUUCCACCCCAACUGCUCGUUCCUGCCGACGGUCUCCAACCCUGAGGUGAUGAAGCGUUUCGGCCGCACCAACCUGAGUCUUGCGCUGGUCGUGCUGCUGUUCUCGGAGCACAUGUUCUUGGCUAUCCAGUGGGUCAUUACGCAAGUCAUGGCAUCGUGGCCCAGCGCCUACGAGCGGAUUGUCACGCGUGCUCAUGCUGGAUCGAAGCGCCGGUGGCUCGAUAAGGCUCCCGCGACGUUGCGCGAUCUAGUCGACAUGGAUGUCGAUCUUGGGGCAGAAAGAUGGCGCUGACAUGGAUUCGGACACCCCAGCCGGCGAUGCCGCUGAAGCUCAUACUACAACCGACCAGCGUU